AUGGCUGUCCGAUCGAACUUUGUGUGGCUCACUCUCGCCUUGAGCCUUUCCGACCUUAGCUGUAAUGCAAGUCCAGUGCGACAAAGGGCGGCCGUCCCAGAUGGCUUCUAUGCGGCUCCUUACUACCCAACGCCAUACGGUGGCUGGGAAGAUUCAUGGAAAGAUAGCUAUGCAAAGGCGCAGGCACUGGUGGGCAAGAUGACACUAGCGGAGAAGACGAACAUCACGGGUGGAAGCGGUAUGUUUAUGGGUAACCCUUGUGUAGGAAACAGCGGUAGUGCAUACCGAGUCGGCUUUCCUCAGCUUUGUUUGCAGGAUGGUGCUCUCGGUGUGGGCAACACGGAUCAUAAUACGGCAUUCCCAGCUGGUAUCACCACGGGAGCGACGUUUGACAAGGACCUUAUCUAUGCUCGCGCAGUGGCUAUUGGCAAAGAAUUUCGCGGCAAAGGAGCCCACGUUUUCCUUGGUCCCUCGGUAGGUCCCCUAGGUCGCAAGCCACUCGGUGGCCGCAACUGGGAAGGCUUCGGUGCCGAUCCCGUUCUCCAAGGUAUUGCCGGUGCCUUGACUAUCAAGGGUGUCCAGGAACAGGGUGUUAUUGCUACCAUCAAGCAUUUCAUUGGAAAUGAGCAGGAGAUGUAUCGCAUUUUAUGGCCAUUUGCUGAUGGUGUCCACGCCGGCGUUGGCGCGGCCAUGACAUCUUACAACGCCGUCAACGGCUCGGCUGCUUCUCAAAACGCCUACCUUAUCAACAACUUGCUCAAGGAUGAGCUUGGGUUCCAGGGUUUUGUCAUGUCGGAUUGGCUUUCUCACAUUUCCGGAGUCGCAUCAGCACUGGCCGGCCUUGACAUGAGCAUGCCUGGAGACACCCAAAUACCUCUAUUUGGUGGCAGCCUCUGGAAGUUCCAUCUCACAGAGGCGGCGUUGAACGGCUCAGUGCCAGUGGACAGGCUUAACGACAUGGCGACCAGGAUUGUGGCCCCUUGGUAUCAGUUCGGCCAAGACAAGAACUUCCCAGCUGUUAACUUUCACUCAUACGUAUCGAGUGAAAAGGGACUUCUAUAUCCAGGUGCUGUUCCGGUCUCGCCCAUUGGUAAGGUUAACUGGUUUGUGGAUGUUCAAGCGGAUCACGGCUCGGUCGCACGCCAGGUCGCCCAAGAUGCCAUUACUCUUCUGAAGAACGACGAUAAUUUCCUGCCCCUUUCUACCAAGUCAUCCCUCGGGAUCUUCGGCUCUGAUGCUCGGGUUGACCCUGCUGGCCCCAACGCUUGCGGAAGCCGCGCCUGCAACAAGGGCACUCUGGGAAUGGGCUGGGGCUCCGGCGUUGCGAACUACCCCUAUUUUGAUGACCCCAUCACUGCCAUCAAGAAGCGGGUCGAAAAUGUCAAGCUCUACGACAGCGAUGACUUCCCCCACACACUCACUCCUUCGCCCACUGAUGACGACAUUGCAAUUGUCUUUAUCAACUCCGCCGCGGGCGAGAACUCGCUCACCGUUGAAGGCAACCAUGGUGAUCGCGACAACGACAAGUUCUCGGCUUGGCACAAUGGAGAUAAGCUCGUCCAGAAGGCUGCGGAGAACUACAAAAACGUCAUAGUCGUUGUCCACACAGUCGGCCCCCUCAUACUCGAGCCCUGGAUUGACCUGCCCUCCGUCAAGGCGGUCCUCUUCGCCCACCUUCCCGGCCAAGAAGCCGGCGAAUCGCUCGCCAACGUUCUCUUCGGCGACGUCUCACCCUCCGGCCACCUCCCCUACUCCAUCACCAAGAAGGAGAACGACCUCCCUGACAGUGUAACCAAGCUCGUCAAGGAAAUCAUCGGCCAGCCCCAAGAUACCUACAGCGAAGGCCUCUACAUCGAUUACCGCUGGCUCAACAAGCAAGGCAUCAAGCCCCGCUAUGCCUUCGGCCACGGUCUGAGUUACACCACCUUCAACUACACCGACGCCCACAUCAAGAUCGUCAACGCCCUCUCCUCCGCCCUGCCGCCCGCUCGCCAGCCCAAGCCCUCCGUCGCCAUCCUCUCCACCGAGAUACCGCCCGCUUCCGAAGCCUACGAGCCCGCCGACUUCUCCAAGGUCUGGCGCUACAUCUACUCCUGGCUAUCCAAGUCCGACGCCGACAAGGCCUAUGCCGUCGGUACCUCUUCUUCUUCUAAGUCCGGUUCCCAAAUUUACCCCUACCCCGAGGGCUACUCGACCGUGCAAAAGCCUGGUGUCCCUGCCGGCGGCGGACAGGGUGGUAACCCGGCCCUUUUUGACACCAUCCUCGAGCUGGAUGUGACUGUGCAAAACACUGGUUCUCGACACAAGGGUAAAGCCUCUGUGCAGGCGUAUGUCCAGUUUCCCACGGACAGCGAGUACGACACGCCUAUUAUCCAGUUGCGUGACUUUGCCAAGACGAAGGAGUUGGGCACCGGAGAGAGCGAGACGGUUACGUUAAGGCUGAGGAGGAAGGAUUUGAGCGUGUGGGAUACGCAGAAGCAGAAUUGGGUGGCUCCUGGUGCCUUGGGGGCUAAUGGGAAGAGUAAGCGGUACAUUGUGUGGUUGGGUGAGGGGAGUGAUAAGCUUUUCACUAGGUGUUUUAGCGAUACUUUGGUUUGUGAAAGGGGGGUUGAGCCACCUGUUUGA
Neurospora tetrasperma FGSC 2508 is the source of this 2625-nucleotide messenger RNA. RefSeq lists its product as uncharacterized. The transcript has 4 exons. Gene Ontology annotation, molecular function: beta-glucosidase activity. Bases 1 to 2625 code for a protein of 874 amino acids. NCBI's taxonomy places the organism in Eukaryota, Fungi, Ascomycota, Sordariomycetes, Sordariales, Sordariaceae. Gene Ontology annotation, biological process: glucan catabolic process. The record is from RefSeq and is a predicted model, not a curated record.